Molecule: messenger RNA, 10559 nt
Organism: Spirodela intermedia
Lineage: Eukaryota; Viridiplantae; Streptophyta; Magnoliopsida; Alismatales; Araceae
Source: the annotation of a GenBank genome assembly
AUGGAGGCCUCCACGGGAUUGUACAAUCAACUGAAGGUUUGAGAUUCUUACCCUUACUCUUUCCGUCUUUUCCCACACAAAUCAGCGUUGCAUUUGCCCCUGUUCAUCUCUCAAUCUUUUGGCUCCAUAUCUUUGAACGUGAUCCUCGGCAUUUUCUUAAUGGAUUGAAGCUUGGAGAAUUUGUUCAUUCUGCUGCUAAAAACGGCAUUACCUUUUUUCUUCUUGGUCGUUGGUGGUAUGUGAAAAGUAUUUUGCAAAAUCGAGGGGGUGAUCUGCUUCUGUGUUUGCACCUGCGGCUCCAGUUCAAGAGAGAUUUCACUCUCUAGAAACUUACAGUCGGCUCCCUUAACAAAAGAAAUGAUAUAUAUAUUUUUUCAUUCAUGUAAUAAUUACGGGAACUAUGCUCCUGAAUCGUUAGAUCAAUAGAAACAUGCUCUUCUAACAGAUAAACUAUGGAUUGGUAAUUCUUGACUAAAAUAGUUGCCUUGGUGCGUUAAAUUGAAUAAAUUAAGCAUCCUAUUUCAGGGAACGUUAUGCAAUAUAACAUGGUUACCUUGCCUUGGGAUGUUGUACGAAAUGUCACAAUGUAGCUUGCUACUUAUAUGAGACACGUAGUUUUCUGGUGCAUGCGGUUAAUAUCCAAGAUCUUAUUCGUUAGUUUCUAUGGUCACUUAAAGUCUGUCAUUGUAUCCUGUUUUCUAAAAGCAAACGUUGGAGACCUGCUGGAUUAUCUUUGAUAAGCUAGAACACUGAUGCUAUUCUGGGUGUGCAAUUUUUUUACUUUGUUUAUGUGAGUAAUUCGUGAAUGGUCUGAACCUUUAAAGAUAAAAUAUUACUUUUUCUCGUCGUCAAUGACCCAUUUAAAGGUAAGCUAUUCUGGACUUACUACCCAGUAUAAAAUUGCCUUUACUUUGAUUUUGUAUCCGAUGUGCAAAGCAGCUCACCAUGAGCUAUUCUCUGAUGUCUACUUUUGGCAAGCACCAUAAAGUAAUUGACUUUAUUUUGUUGAUGUCACAAUGUUAUCUGGUGACAUUGGAGAUCAUGGGGAACCUGCAGUGGGCUUUGUUUACCCAUUCUAUUUGUGUUCUCUCAGAUUUUCCAAUUUUUUGGAUGGCUCGUUGCACAUAACAUCAUCAAGGUUCUUCAUUUAUGUGCAACAGGCUGCUCAACCAUUUUUCCUGCUAGCUGGGCCCAAUGUUAUUGAAUCUGAAGACCAUAUUCUAAAAAUGGCCAAAUAUAUAAAGGAUGUCACAUCGAAGUAAGCAGCCUUUUUGAGGGUGUAAAAUAUUUUCAAAUAUAUACCAUGACUCUUUUUUACUUUAGGAAAAAGGAAAUUGUGAUCAAACAUUACAUUUUGUCUCUAACAUGGCGUCCCCCAUUGUUUACCAGCCUUGGCUUGCCACUGGUUUUCAAGUCCAGCUUUGAUAAAGCAAAUCGUACUUCAUCUAAAUCGUUUCGUGGUCCUGGGUUGGAGGAAGGUCUGAAGGUACGAUCUUCAUUGCUUAUAAAUUCACUUCACAUCUUGUAUGAGAAAAAACAUUUGAUUAUAAUUAUUGCACCAUAUGGGAUUAUUUACAAUGACGUAGAAUCUGGUUUGUUUUAUGUAAAAAUUCUCUCUUGACACUACGAUAACUGACCAAUGCGACCAAUAUGAAUUGAUUCCUAGCGUGAUUGGUUCUUCAUUUGGAAUCAAUUUACGUGAAAUCUAUUGUGUGAUCUUCAAUCGUUUUUAUAAGUUUGAUCUCUCUAAAUUUUCUCAACUCUGUCGUAUAUGCUGAUCCCUGUUAAUUUUUUUUCUGACAAAUCUAGUCAUCCUAUUUUCGCUAAACAUUUGGUUUUUGGGUUUGUGAAGGAGUCAUUUCUUUGGUGUUCUGAUGUCCUUUUGUUCUAAGAUUUGAAAGAAUUUAGGCUUCAGUUAUGGCGAAUAACUUUGAUGUUUUCACCUUCUUGAUGCCAAACUACCUUUCCCUGGAUGAGGAGUAGUCAUUCAUUUUAGUUUAUUUCAAAUAUUUGGAAACAUAUUGGUACUGCAGAAUUUUGAAGCAGAAGGUACAAUAUCUUCUUUUAGUGCUGAUGGGCGCUGGUUAUCUGUAAAUGCAGAUUCUUGAGAGGGUGAAAACGGUCUAUGACAUUCCAAUUGUAACUGACGUACACGAGACUAGCCAGGUAACCCUCUAUCUACGUACUACAUUUUUAUUGAUGUAAAAGUUGAUUUGCCUUUCACUCACUUUUUUAUAGAUGUUUGGUACAGCAAAAAUGAUAUAACGAAAGACAUAAAGCAAUACUAAUUAUGAGGGCUUACUUUAUGACACGGGAAUAUUAUUUUUCACUUCUUUCCGUCUGGAAAAUUUUUAGUGCAAAAAAAAUGCGAGAUAAAUUAAUAGAAAGGAAAAGUGUUUCACAUGUUUGUGAUGGCUAUUUCAUCAAACUGGCAGAUGAAUUUCAAGCCCGGCAUCUAUUUGCUUGUACGUAGGUUAGUACAGCAGGAGAAUGCAAAACAUUCAACCGAGACCUCUAUUCUAUUUUCUCUUAAGAAAUUAUGUUAACGAGGCAAAUGCAUUCAGUUAAUUGUAUUGGAGAUAACAAGGAAAAUUAUCUUGACUUAGUUUUAUAAGUCAUGUGCUGCAUCUGCUUCUGUACAGCAUCCUGUGUAAAUGAAAAAAUGUCUUAUUAGGUUUCACCUAUUUGGAGUUCUUUUAAUCUUAAUAUUUCCAUAUCCAUUGUGCAGUACCCUUGCCCUCUUAAUCUAUUGAAUGGAUUAUAUGUAUGCUCUCAAAUUUCAACCUUGGAUAUAAAGUAACAACGGUUGCCGGAAUAGUUCUGAUAUACUAAAUAGAAAAUAUUAUGACAGAGUAUACUGUACAAUCACUAAGCAAAAGGAAAGAAAGUAUGUGCAGAGUACGUGUCUUGUAGGCUUUUCAAUGCUUCCUCUUUACAUUAGCUAUGCCCCACAUCAAAACGUUGUAGGAUACGCCCUGAAACACAAACUAAAGUUCGAUGAGAAAUUCUCACCCGCUCUCUAGUCCUCUCACGCACCCAAGUAAAAACGUUUACUACUGAGAUGAUUUGUCCAUAAAAAAUACACUUGUUUUUUCCAUCCAAAUAGUCCAGGGGGCUCCAUCAAGAAUAAGCCACCAGAUCCUACAUGCCCUUUUCUGUGUCUGGCUAUGAUUCCAUUUUCACUUUGAUUUAUAUCUUGGUUGGGUACUGCCAUUGUAUACCUAAUUCCUGGUGUACCAUCUACUUAAUUUGUGGGGAAAGGGGGCUCCAUAGGAAGAAGGGUGUACUGGGAGGAGAAGCAAGGAGAUCAACCUGUUUUAAAUGUUCCCAUCCAGCAAUGUUUUCAAGGAAUCAUCCUCCUCAAAAACUGGACAAAAUGUAACUACAUUCUACAAAUGGAACCCGGUGGUUAGAUAUCAGUAACCUCCCAUUCGAGAUGUUUUACGCUAGAAUCUUUACUAUUGAUGGAGAACCGUUCAAUUUCUAAUCUCCAACACCUUGAUCUUUUUGUGACCUCAGUAGGGACGAAAAAAGCCCAAGGAGGUUUGCUCAUCGUAGAAUUGCCUCUGAUCCCUAAAACGUUUCCUCGACCUUAGUCAAGAGCCUGAUUUUUCUUGACUCAGGGAAAAAAAAAAGUUCUACCCUGAAGAGACAUUGAAAUUUAUUGUUAAAAACUGAGCUCCUGUAGCAUGUCCUAAAAUAAAGGCCAUUAUCAUUGCCUGAAUAGAUCUCUGAAACUGCUACCAUCAAAUAUGCUUCAUGUAAAAUGUCUUACAUUCUAAUCAUGUCUCCACUGGUGAGUGGCGUUGGCUUGAGACUUGUAUGAAAUUUCACCCCUGAAGGAAAGAUAGUAGAUCUCUUACACGCUUCAUGUUCAACAGUGUGAGGCUGUUGGAAGAGUUGCUGAUAUUAUCCAAAUUCCAGCUUUCCUCUGUCGGCAGGUGAGUGCUGCUAGAAAGUUCAGAUAUUGAUCCUUUGUAUUAAAGUGUGUGUUUUUGUAAUUAUUGAUUAGGAUCCUUGCCUGCUUAAUUAUUGAUGCUUUUUUGUGUCAGACUGACCUUCUAGUUGCUGCUGCAAAGACAGGAAGGAUUAUCAAUAUCAAGAAAGGCCAGUUUUGUUCUCCUUCUGUAAGUAUCUCAAUGUAUUUUUUUAGUCUUUUUGAUGCUUGGUUUGCUCAAAGUCCUAUGACCACAUCAGAUAAUUUUAGACUAAUUUCUCUGCGAUGUGAGGGAGUGAGUGGAAAAUUAUAAAGGUUAAGAACGUAAACCAAUGAUGUGCAUUGGGUGAGAAGAUAACUGUGGAAUCAUAUGCAAGGUUUCUUUCAUCAUUUAUUGAUGUGGUAUGGAGAGGCUAAGAAUGACGUGUAAAUGCACGCCUACUGUAUGAACAACAUAAUAUUCUUCUCUGUUCGAAGUUCCUGUAUUUACUAUGGCAAUCAUCGAUACCUAUUUGAAACGAAUGGACAUAUAAGGAGUGAGUCACUACUUUUAGUUAUAGUGCUCUAAGCCAUGUAACAGCAUGUACAAUGCAUCAUUAACGUCCAUAAUGCACGGAUGAUAAAUGUUUGUUGCUGUAGAGGAUCCUAGAACUCGCAACAGUGUAAGCCUAAAAAAAAUAUUUCCUUGUUAUAUUGAUGUAUGCAUUGAUAACAAGGAUUUUUCAGGUCAUGGCGAAUUCUGCAGAGAAAGUUAGGCUUGCAGGUAACGAGAAUGUGAUGGUCUGUGAGCGAGGGACCAUGUUUGGCUACAGUAAGUUUGUUUUAUUCUUAGUUUAUAAACACAGAAUUUGGAAAAGUUAUUUUCCUUUUAAGUUUCACAGACUCAUAAGCUUUUAUUUGUUCAUUUAUUUAUUUCGCAAAAUUGAAGAUCCAUUUAAAAAUAUUAAACUAUUUUUGCAUAGUAUUUUGUUUUUUCUGGUAUCAAGGAUCAUAAAUUCUUGUGUUCAUGAUGUAUAGCCAGUUCAUGAUAUAUAGCAACGUAUUGGUAAAUUUUCUUUAGCAUCUGGUUGGCAUGCAAAAAAUCACUAAAGAGUCAUGGUUAUUGUUGCGUUAUUUGAUUUAUCCUCUUGUUUUCUGACUAAACAAUGCUUCAUAAUUACUUAUAUUUAAUAUUAACCUUUCUGUCAAAAACAAAAGCCCUAUGCAGAGAUGUGGUUGUAUCGGAAUACCAGGCCCACAAGACAGUUAGGAACUGGACCAACAAUGAACCGGGCGUAACCAAUUAGGAACUAAUCUUGCAAUGACUCCUGAACCCUAAACUCUACUUAUGCAUUAUUUCCCACACUCCACUCAAGCUGGUGAAUAGAAUUCCCCAUUCCUAGCUGUGAUACAAAACUCAGAGAUGCUGGACUACUUAAAUGAUUAGUAAGUACAUCCACAAGUUGACCAUGAGGUGUAGACACAUAAGGUGCACAAAUCAAUCUGCUCUCUAGUCUUUGCUUGACAUAGUGUCUGUCAAUUUUUGUGUGUUUUCUUCAAUCGUGUUGUAUUGGAUUCUGAGCUAUGCUGACGGCAGACUUGUUGUCACAAAGUCUCAUUGGGUUAUCCCACUUAAUUUUCAAGUCUUUUAAGAUUAACUUCAACAAGUCUUCUAAGGCUCCUAAACCCUAAACCCUAUUUAUACGUCCUUUCCUACAGUUUCAAUUUAUACGGGGAGAUGGAAUAACGUCUUCUAAUGAUGAUGGAAAUUUAUGAGUUCUCAGUUCCAUGUGAGAAUGCCAACCAUUUUUGCAUCAGGAUGAUGGAAUAACAUCGUCUGCGAUGAUGCAUUAGGAUCGUGAGAUGGCCUACUCCACCAUUUCAAAUAUACAAUCCAUGAUAUGGACGUUUAUACAUCUUUGCCUUUACUCAUUUUCCUUAUCCUGACCUACUUCAGCUCUAUGAUUUUAUUCUACACAAAUGUCAUUGUACUAUUUGAUUUCUUAUGUCUCUGGGGAGCGCCAUGAAUCCAGUAUGAUUGAACGAAUCUAUUUUACCUUUUCAACUUCCCAGGGCCCAUUUUGUUUCUUUCUCCAGACAGGAAUGAUAGACCAAGACAACAUUACUUAUGCAGGAGUUUUGUUAAUUUGUGUGGUGGAAAUGGAGGAAUACAAAUCUUCGAUAAAUAGUAUGAUGCAAAUAAUUCCUAUGGGGAAGUACCUGGUCCUUGUGCUGAUGUUGUCAGCAGGGGGCUUAAUCCAAGGUUAAGUGAAACGAGGAAUGGAGUAUAUGUCACUUCGUGGAAAAUGAUGACAAGACGAUAUUUUUUGCACAAAAUGGAACAUUCUAACAAAAUUUCUAGUGCCUUGACCUGGUUACGGUUCUUACAGUUUCAGGGUUUUAUGCUGUGGAGAAAUUGGGGGAUACAUGGGAUAUAUGUAUAUCGUUUUCGGAGUUUUUGGAUUUUGAUUAUUUAAGUAUAGAUGGGAUAAAUAAUUACAAAAUUCAAUUGAGAUAGGACGAAGUUUUGCUGAUUGUAGAACUGGAAGGCUAUUGUGGGGAAAGAGACAUUGGAAGAAUGUAUGGAACGAGGCUCAGAAUUCUUCCUCUUGCUGAUCAAAAUUCUGUUUCUUCCGUUGUGGAACAUGUAAUCCAUCAGUUCAACAUUUUUUUUCCAGCUUCCUUUGUAAACUGUUUCUUGGGAGUAUGGAUGAUAACCCUCAUCCAUGGUCUGUUCUUUUUGUAUUACUUUAGGUCAUCUAAAGUUACUUAUCAAAUGGUAAACGUUAAUCCUCUUUUAGAGUUUCAACGAAAUCUGCCUGAUGUGGGAGCAGUGGGCGUAAUUUCAACAGAGGUGGCACCAUCUGUGGUCGUCACUGAAAAUCCAUAGCAGCGGGGAACUUUGUUCGUGUCACUAAUUAUUUGAUUUUAAUUGAUGUCGGUUAUGUGGUAGUGGACAUUUGAUGACACGUCACUACUUUCGUUUCUUUGAAGUAAUCAGUUGUGCUUUUAAAAUUAUUGCAGUACGAUUUGAGUUACUACCACCACUGUAAAUAUAAAUGUAGCUUACGAUCGAGAAGCCCUAGAAGAGCCAUAAUGAUGGAUGGAUGGCAUAUAAAAUGCGUUUUGGGAAGUCAAGACAGUGGUGACAUGAGAUAGUUCACCAUUUUUUUGUGUUGCAGACCAUUUUGCAUGAAACUUUCCUAUUUUUUUACGAUGAAGAUGUCUUUUGCUCACAUUAUUUUUAAUGUCUCAAUCAUUGGCCCAAUAAUUUUUUUAUUUCUUAUCAUCUUUCCUAAUAUCCCAUCGAUUUGGAUCACACUUGAAGACGUCCCCUCCUCUCCUCCCCUUAGGAAGAAAAAAAACAUAACUAAUGUUGGUUGUUGUUUUAAUUUGAUUGUCCAUGUCUGGCUACUUCCUUGACCAUACCUAGAUGCUGGCUUUAAACCUCUGUUUGUUGCAGCUAAAAUCGGUGACCUUGACUCUCCUUUUAAUUCAUGAACAUACUUUAUUUCUAAUUUUAUUCUACAAUAAGAAACCUGACGAUGUUUUACCUUGCCUGGUGUAAUUGAGAAAACUCGUGGGACGUGGUGAAGUCCACUAGUGCUUUGUAUUAGUAAAGCUCGAUCCCCUAGUUCUUCUUCUUCAUCAUUUCGUGCUUAUUAGAUCAUGACCCCAAUGUGCAGUCUGUAAUCGAGAACAGCUGUGGCUGGCCUGAGCACAUGCCCAUUCCAAUCUUGUCCAACUUUGCUAACUCCAAAAACAUUGUGACAACCCAUAGAUGAAGGCAUCAUGACUGACUUUUAACCCAAAUUCAAAAACCAAGUCAGCACUUUUUUUAAAAGAAUCCCAUGGAACCCUAAUUCGAAACAUAUGCAUUUGGCACUGACAUUCGCCAGAUCUUCAUCUGAGGACAUAUUCAACCUGGGUUAAAGCCAGCUUGUAUGAAACUGCUUUGUUAAAUAAGAAUGUUUUAGACCAAAAUAUCGUUUAUCCCUAUAUAAUUGGGAUCUUGUACCCAGCUCCAAAUCCACGGUUUACGUUUCAUUCAAGGUCCAACUGUUCGUUCUAUCAAAUCUUCUGCAUAGAGCUCAGAGGACGUGCCAUUCUUUUCCCACGUUCCUGCUUCUUUAAUCUGUAACCACUGAGAGAAAAAACGGAAAGAUACUAAUGACAUCUAUCCAUAUUUUUAGAAAAAGCUAAAUAAACUUGAAUAUGAUACUAUCCAGGAAACAGAAAAAUCGUCUGGCAUUGAAUGAUUUGUCACUGAGUUCUGAAGUAAAUUUCCGUUGACCUUAUAGAUGAUUUGAUUGUUGAUCCGAGGAACUUGGAGUGGCUAAGGGAAGCAAACUGCCCGGUGGUAUGUCCAAGGUUUCUUUUUAUGUGCUAUCGUCUCUAAUAGAUUUAUUUCUUCGUCAAUUAUGUGAUAGGAGUUGAUCACAUACAGGUAGCAGAUAUUACGCAUUCGCUACAGCAACCUGCUGGGAAAAAGGUACACAGAUGCAGUUUCAGAUUCUUGCGAUCAGAACAUCCAGGCAAUAAUUCACUGCAUAGACGAUACUUCUAUUAUCCAAAGAUAUAGUUAUCAUCCAUUCUCCACAUAACUCACGAAAAAUAUAAUGUUAUUUGGAUGUAACCUUAGUGGACAAGCAUUCAGUUUCCUUCUCAUGAUGAUCAUCUGCUACAUGCUGCAGGGAACACGCCACCAUCUAUUAAAUAGCACAUAGACACAGAUCUGUCUUAUCACCUUUCAGUUAUCCCAAAUACUUCAUGUUGAUCACCUUUCACUUAUCCCAAAUAACUCAUGUUUGAUGCAUGCUUACGAGCAUUCAACUUCCUUGUCAUGGUGAUCAUCUGAUACAUGCUGCAGGGAACACGCACCAUCUACUAAAUGGCACAUAGACACAGAUCUGUCUGAUCACCUUUCACUUGUCCCAAAUACUUCAUUUUGAGGAUCAAGUUGUGGGCAUCACUUUGAUUCAAUGAGCAUCCGGCACCUAUGUAACGAUAUCUAUUGGUUUCGUCAUAUUUUCGUGUAUAAACGUAGAAUAUUCAUUUAAAUAAGGGGGAGAUUUCCCCCCAAAGAAAAGGGAAGACUGCAGAAACGUAGCACUAAAACUUGUGUGGUUUGACCCACACCCGUGAGUCACCCACUAACAAUUGAUCUAAAGAAUUUUAUUAUCUAUUCCACUCUGAAUUUUACCUCAAAGUAAUGCAUGUUUGACUUAUUGACUUAUUUCUUGACUUAUUUCUAUGCAUACAUUUUUGACGUUUAAUAUUAUCCUUGGGAUAUAGAGCAAAAUGGAAGUGCCUGUUGGAUGAACCUAGAUUUUUUCAUGAUUUACGACUGAUUACUGUCUGUUUUCUUGUGAGAGUUUGCAUUAUUACUCUAAUAUUUAGGAAGCAUUCAUAUGAAAAAUAGUCACAACGUUUCUUAUGAAUUUUACUGGAUGUGGAUCGCAUGAUUCUCAGUCUUUAGAUACUAAAAACUAAAAGAUCACGUAGAUGGUCGCCAAUGUUUAUGCCAUCAUCAAAUAGACUUUAUGGCCACAUGGGCUGUUGUCUGCACAUGGUAAAGUGACAUGGUGAAUAAUUCGUAAAGAAUCAAAGGGAGCCAGGCCUGUGUCAUUUAAACCAUAUUUUUCUAGCGGCAAACACUUUGGGCUCUCAUUCUCGUUUCAAUGUUUGCGGUUUUCAUCCCAGUGAAAUAAUUUACCAUCCCCAAAUUCUCUGCUCACUUUGCAACCAUGAAACUGUAUGAAAAUUUUUGUUCCUUAGUUGGAAGGCGGCGGAGUGGCAAGCGGAGGUCUGCGGGAACUGAUUCCCUGCAUUGCAAGGACAUGUGUUGCAGUCGGUGUGGAUGGAAUCUUCAUGGAGGUAAACUCAUUAAAACGAUAUGAAAUUAUUUUAUGUUUCUUUAGCUACUUGUUAAGAAAAAAUUGUUUUCAUUGGGCACAAGGGGGAGUAACCAAUCAAACUGAUGUAUACUUUUUCAGGUUUCUUUAAAAUCUGUUUCAGAAAGGACCCUUUUUAUUGGACACUUACUCAAAUAGAUUGAAUAGGAAUGUCAUGCCGUAGUAACAUUACAGCUUAUUUUAUGUGUUUUGUAGAGUCCAUAAAGUGUUCAACUGUGUCAUCAUUUUUUUGCCUGCAGCUUUCAGAUGAAAACUCUACUAUCUUCUGAUGCUUUAAGUUCCAACCUAGCAUAUUUUAAAGAACUGUUUUGACUCUUCCAGAUAGCUCUCAUGGGCUUUGGUGAUUUCCAACUAAUGCUUUUGUUGGUAAUUCUUAUUUUCAUCAUCUGGUUGACUAGGUGCAUGAUGACCCCUUGAGUGCACCUGUGGAUGGGCCUACUCAAUGGGUGAGUUCCACUGUAACUCCAUCAAUUUAAAACUCUUCCCUGUUGAUCCUUUUGACCAUACCUUUAUUGAUGUGUAGCCUUUGAGGCAUUUGGAGGAGCUGCUUGAGGAACUCAUAUCUAUUGCGGUAAGCUCGUUUUCUUUGCAAUAAUAGUUCAUCGUUAUCCCAAACGUUCCGUUUCUUAUUCUGACCUGAUCAGAUGAAUGACUUCCAUGUACAUAUGUAGGGAGCCAGCAAAGGAAAAACCUCAUUCAAAAUUGAUCUAACACCAUUCCGCCCCUGA